AUGUCUGGAUUGGAGCGAAAGAUACGAAAUCUUAAAACCCGUCGGCGAAGCAUCGCAACGUCAUUUAAUUUAAUCAGGAGAUUUGUUGCCGAAUAUAAUGCUGAAAGAGACGUUGCCGAGGUACCAGUUCGUUUAGAAGCAAUCGUGUCGCUGUGGGCAGAUUUUAACACUGUUCAAGCGGAGUUAGAAACCACGGAUGAGUCACCAGAUGCACUUGAAGGAUACUUGAAGGAGAGAGCUGAGUUCGAAUCAUCGUUCUACAAGAUUAAAGGAUUUCUUCUGCAGCAUGUUCCUGCAACAACCACCACAGUGGCACCAACACCACAAAUAAACCACACGAACCGCGUGAAACUGCCCGAUGUGAAACUGCCCAUAUUUGAAGGGAAAUUUGAGACUUGGCUAAAUUUCCACGAUCUGUUCGUAUCGUUAGUACAUUCGUCAAUCGAUUUGUCGAGCAUUCAAAAGUUUUACUACCUUCGAUCGUCACUCGGAGGUGAAGCGUUAAAACUAAUACAAACAAUACCGAUAAGCGCAACUAACUAUCCUGUCGCAUGGAAUUUAUUGGUUGAACAUUUCCAGAAUCCCACUGUAUUGAAGAGAAAUUAUGUACAAACCUUAUUUGACUUUCCAACCCUACGCCGUGAGUCAGCUACCGAGCUGCAUGCACUGGUUGAACAAUUCGAAGCGAACGUCAGGGUGUUGAACCAAUUGGGAGAGCACACCGAAUAUUGGGAUAUUCUUCUUGUUCACUUUCUCGCCAGCCGACUGGAUCCUGUAACACGACGUGACUGGGAGGAACAUUCAGCAGUUCAUGAAACCAUCAGUUUCCGAGGCCUUACCGAUUUUAUUCAGCGAAGGGUGAACGUCCUGCAGCAAAUUACCACCAAACCAGUGGAAGCACAGCAGCAACAUCAAUCACAAAAUAAGAAACCAUAUCAGCCUCGUUUGGGAACGCACGGAGCAUUUCAAGAUCAUCGAUCCCGAAAAUGCAUCGCAUGCUCUGAGGAGCACACAAUUUAUCAAUGUAACACUUUUGCUCGUUUGCCGAUCGAUGAGAAUGAGAGACUCAUAAAACGGAAUCAUCUCUGCCGUAAUUGUUUCCGUAGAGGGCAUUUCGCUAGAGAAUGUGCUUCGGAGAGUUGCUGUAAAAAAUGUAAAGCAAGACAUCACACACUAUUGUGCACAAAAACUGUUCCUUAUGCUGGGAAUUCGUCAAACAAUAUUGCGGCUGGCUCGAAUAUGGCUACCUUACCUACAUCCACAAAUACCUCGUCCAAUCAACGUCCAGUGCCAACUGCAACCGUGGCGCAUUCCGGGAUUACCAGUUGCAAUUCACAAGUACCCGGCCGAACCAAGGUAAUACUAGCAACCGCUGUGAUAGUGCUGAUUGAUGACGCCGGAAAGGAGCACUUAGCUCGUGCAUUGUUAGAUUCUGGCAGCGAGUGUUGUUUCGCCACCAAGAGAUUAUACCAAAUGAUGAAGGUUAAACAGACUAGAGUUGAUUUACCUAUCGCUGGAAUAGGAAAGUCGUCGGCUACAGUCAUAUAUCAAUUCCAGUCGUUAAUUAAAUCGAGAACCUCAGAUUUUUGUGCUAGUGUGGAUCUUCUCAUACUCCCGAAGGUUACUAUUGAUCUCCCGUCUCUCACUUUAGACACCACUACAUGGAAAAUCCCCGAUGGGAUCACUCUUGCCGAUCCAGCCUUCAACCAACCCAACGCAAUAGAUCUAGUAUUGGGUGCUGAGAUCUUUUUUGAUUUAUUUUCUAUUCCUGGUCGUAUAUACCUUGGUGAUACGUUUCCACUGCUGAUCAACUCCGUUUUCGGUUGGGUGGUUUCGGGCAAAACCAGCAGUGAUUUUGUUACCUACCCUGCUCUUUACAAUCUUGCUAUUAUUGAUGAUCUGCAGAACAAGAUUGAAAAAUUCUGGGCCAUUGAGGAAGAUACGGGAUCUAGUCAUUACUCUCUCGAAGAAACUCAGUGUGAAGAGAUAUUUCAACAAACAGUGACGCGCGGGAACGAGGGACGAUAUACAGUGCGGCUUCCAUUUAAAGAUGGUCAGAUAGAGAGACUAGGAGAAAAUAGAAAAACAGCAUUACAUCGGUUUCGUUUGUUGGAAAAUCGGUUAUCACGCAAUCCUGAUCUUGGUAGCCAGUAUCAGGAAUUCAUGACCGAAUAUCUUCGAUUAGGACACAUGGCUCCAGUUCCAGAUGAUGCACAUGAUUCAAGGUCAUGUUAUUAUUUGCCCCACCAUCCUGUGGUCAAAGAGAGCAGUACGACAACGAAGGUUCGUGUGGUGUACGACGCGUCGUGUAAAACUAGUACUGGUCUUUCUCUAAACGACAUACUCCUGGUGGGACCAGUCAUUCAAGAAGACCUGCGGUCCUUGAUAGUUCGUGUUCGCCUCCAUCCGAUAAUAUUAAUUGCAGACGUCGAAAAGAUGUAUCGACAGAUAAUCUUACAUUCAGACGAUACUCAUUUCCAGAGAGUAUUUUGGCGAACCUCUCCUACCAAACCAAUCGAGACGUUUGAACUAAAGACAGUGACAUACGGCACCGCAUCAGCCCCUUUUUUGGCAACCCGCGUCCUCAAGCAGUUGGCGAUUGACGAAGCACAUAAGUAUCCGAUCGCUGCUAAGGCUGUCGAAACAGAUUUUUAUGUAGAUGACCUUUACUCGGGAGCAGCGACAGUAGAAGAAGCAAUCGAACUUCGGAAACAAUUGGAUUCCCUACUCUCUGCCGGCGGGUUCCAGCUGAGGAAAUGGGCAUCUAAUAACGCAGCGGUGCUAGACGGUGUUUCCCCUGAGAACCGUGCUAUUCAAGAGCAGCUCGAUUUCGAUCGAGACCAAACACUUAAAACACUCGGGUUGUAUUGGGAACCAAGAAGUGACUGCCUGAAAUAUCAAAUUCAACUCCCUUUAUCGCAUACUGCAAGGCUAACGAAACGAAUAACGUUAUCGUAUAUUGCUCAAAUUUUUGACCCACUUGGUUUAGUUGGGCCUGUUGUUGUGACAGCAAAAACGUUCAUGCAGACGCUCUGGUCUCUUACAGACGAAAAUGGAUAUAUAUGGGAAUGGGAUCGAGAGCUACCACCACACUUGCAUGAACAGUGGGUUACUUAUCACUCGGAGCUAUCGUCACUCAAUCAACUUAGGAUAGAUCGCUUCGUACUUAUACAAAAUGCAGUAAAGGUAGAAUUGCAUAUGUUUUCGGAUGCUUCUGAGAGAGCAUAUGGCAGCUGUGCGUAUCUUAGAUCAGUUGAUAUCAAUGGAAAUAUCAAGGUCGCUCUUCUCACGUCGCGGUCGAAAGUAGCCCCGCUUAAAAAGCAAUCUAUUCCGCGCUUAGAACUAUGUGGAGCUCUUCUCUCUGCUGAGCUUUACGGGAAAAUAAUCUCAUCCCUUCAUAUGGCUGUUGACACCUAUUUUUGGACUGAUUCAACAAUUGUCAUCAGUUGGCUUCAAGCGACACCAUCAACGUGGACGACGUUCGUUGCGAAUAGAGUGUCUAAAAUUCAGCAUGCUACGCAGAAUUGUACUUGGAGACACAUUUCGGGACAUGAAAACCCAGCCGACAUUUUAUCGCGUGGAUGUUCCGCACCAGAGCUACUAACCAGUAUGCGUUGGUGGAACGGUCCGUCCUGGGCAAAUAGCUGCACUGAAAAAUGGCCGCAGCAAAGAUUGGUCAACGAUGCAGGAGGCAACAUAGAUCUCGAGCGACGCAAACCACCAAUUACCGCCGCAUCUACUUCGGUGUCGAGCUCAUUCAUUGAUGAGUACUGUUCCAGGUUUUCCAGCUAUUCACGAAUGAUCAGAGUAACAACGUAUCUGCUGCGAUAUAUUAAAAAUCUCCAGCUACAAAGGGAAAAGAGAAUCACUAGUUGGCUCACUACGGAUGAAUUAAAGAGUGCUGAGUAUACACUGAUUCGCUUAGUGCAACAACAAUGUUUUUCGGAUGAAUGGAAACGCCUCUCUAAGGGAGAGCAUGUGUCGGGUAGCUCACGUUUACGAUGGUUUCACCCACUUAUACCAGAAAGCGACAAGGUCAUCAGGAUUGGAGGGCGUUUGGGACAGUCUUGCCAAUCGUACGACUUCAAGCACCAAAUUUUGCUUCCAAGCUCCCAUGCACUUGCGAGGCUACUUCUGCUCUCCUACCAUCAUCGAUUGUUACAUGCGGCGCCACAGUUGAUGAUUAACACGGUGCGACUGCGGUAUUGGCCGCUUGGCGGAAGAAACAUCGCAAGACAGAUAGUGCACAAAUGUAUCAUUUGUGUGCGAGCUCGUCCCAAAUUAAUUCAACAAUUUAUGGCCGAACUUCCUGCUUCUCGUGUCACUGCAUCACGACCAUUUUCGAUGGUCGGGGUUGAUUUCUGGGGACCUGUUCGCAUCCAGCCUAGGCAUCGACGAGACGCUCCAUUGAAAGCUUAUGUGGCUGUAUUUGUAUGUUUUGCCACAAAGGCAGUUCAUUUGGAGCUCGUUGUGGAUUUAAGUACAAGCAAAUUUCUGCAAGCCUUCCGACGGUUUGUCGCGCGUCGUGGAUUAUGCUCAGAUGUUUACAGUGAUAAUGAUCGUAAUUUUGUGGGAGCAGCCAACGAAUUGCGGCGGUUUGUACAAGGCAAGGAAUACAAGGACAAAUUCUCCGGAGAGUGCAAUGACCACGGAAUUCGGUGGCACUUUAACCCUCCGAAAGCGUCUCAUUUUGGUGGUCUCUGGGAAGCGGCUAUCAACUCUGCUCAAAAACAUUUUCAUCGAGUUCUCAGUGGACAUACUUUGGCUUUCGAUGACAUGGAGACGCUCCUUGUUCAAAUUGAGUGCUGCCUUAACUCCCGGCCGCUAACACCGCUCAGCGACGAUCCUGCUGAUCUAGAGCCAUUGACUCCAGGACAUUUCCUUAUAGGAUCAGCACUGAAGGCAGUUCCAGACACCAACUUCGAGGCCAUUCCGUACAACAGACUUACACGAUGGCAGCAAACGCAGAGAGCGGUGCAGGAAAUUUGGAAUCGCUGGUAUCGCGAGUAUCUUGCUACCCUACAACCAAGAGCUAAAUGGUGCAAUCCACCAGUCACCAUCCAGAAAAACCGUUUAGUUGUCAUCAUGGAUGAAAACUUCCCACCGGCACGAUGGCCUACAGGAAGAGUUCACGAGCUGCAUCCCGGACCGGAUGGGAUCGUACGAGUUGUAACUCUGCAAACAUCUCGUGGAUUCAUCACUCGACCAGUGGCAAAGUUAUGCCUUCUACCAGUCGCUUCAUCGGGUACUGAGGAUUCUGAAUGA
Molecule: messenger RNA, 5265 nt
Organism: Topomyia yanbarensis
Lineage: Eukaryota; Metazoa; Arthropoda; Insecta; Diptera; Culicidae
Exons: 1
Coding region: 1-5265 (1754 amino acids)
Biological process (GO): DNA integration
Molecular function (GO): nucleic acid binding; zinc ion binding
Source: RefSeq, a predicted model, not a curated record